CCCUAUAUAUAUAUAUAUCCACAUAUUACACCCCAAAUCUCAACAUCUUAAACCCUAUAUACAAAUUAAGAUUAAAAAAAAAUAUUCUCUAGCUAAAAAGAUUUUCUUUCUCUUUUGAAUAGUAUUUUUGUAAUAAUUAAGUAAAGUGUUAUAGAUAUAUAGUAGUGUAACAUAGUAGUAUUAGGUAGUGAAGCAGAAUAUCAUUGUAGAGAUGAAGAUCCAGUGUAACGUAUGUGAGAAGGCGGAAGCCACGGUGUUUUGUUUUGCAGACGACGCGGCGUUAUGCAAGAGGUGUGAUGAGAAAGUGCAUGCGGCCAAUAAGCUGGCUACUAAGCAUCAAAGAGUUGCUCUUUCUACCUCCGCCAAUAAUCACUUAUUGCCUAAGUGUGAUAUUUGUCAGGAAGCAGAUGGCUACUUUUUUUGUUUGGAAGACAGGGCGUUACUCUGCAGAAAAUGUGAUGUUGCCAUUCAUACCCUCAACACCCUUGUUUCAUCCCACCAACGUUUUCUACUUACUGGUGUUAAAAUCGGGCCUCAAACCCCUGCUGCAUCGGACACCCUCCCUUCUGAUAAUAAUUAUGCUACUACUAAUAUAGAAGUGCCCGAUACCGUUUCUCCACCUACUAAUAGUUCUACUAUGUCUAUCCAAGCAGCUGCUGCUGCUGGAAUUGGUGACUUUGUGUCCCCUAAGUUGCCACACGGUGGUGGUUCUUCGGCACCAAGUAUCCAACACUGGCAGUUUGAUGAGUUUUUCGGAUUGGCUGAUCUUAAUCAGAAUUAUGACUACAUCGAAGAUUAUUCAUCCAAGACCGACAGCAAUAAAGUGGGAGACUCUGAUUGCUCCUCAAUACUAAGGGCAUUGGAGGUUGAAUUGGAUGCCGACGAUUAUUUGGGUCAGGUUCCUGCUUCAUCUUGGGCAGUCCCAGAAGUACCUUCACCGCCGACCGCUUCAGGACUCAAUUGGUCAAAAGGUCACCAUUAUCAUAAUUAUCAUCAGAUGGUCGACACAGCUGCUUUCGUUCCUGAUGUAUGCUACUCUCCUAUGUCAAGCUACAACCAAUCUCAACAAACCUUAAAAAGGAGGCGACACUUCUAACGUUUCUCCAUGACCGUGUUAUUGAAGAAUGCUAACUACAAAUGUUAGAUGUUUAUACAAGAGGCACGCCCCCAAGUGCAUCCCAUAUGGGGGGUCAUACAUAACCCGUUUGGGUUCAAAUAAUCGUCGAAGAUAUUGCAGCUUUUGAGAUGUGUUUUGAAAGUUUAGGCUCUACAGUCAAGUUGUAGUGAUCUAAUUUGUGCGUUUAUUUAGUUUGUUUGGGUUAGUGGCAGACUGUAUUAGACUUGUUAGAAGAGUCCAUAGCUUACGUUUUUUUAGUUGGAACAAAAGAUAGUAACUUUUGUUUGGAAAGUGUUUCUGGACAUGUUAUUGUUGUGUUGGGUUCAACUUGAAGGAUUUAUAAUCAUCUUAACUAUGAAUUAUAUA
This is a messenger RNA of Erigeron canadensis, 1483 nucleotides long. RefSeq names its product B-box zinc finger protein 22-like. Gene Ontology annotation, cellular component: nucleus. Gene Ontology annotation, molecular function: zinc ion binding. Bases 212 to 1096 code for a protein of 294 amino acids. The record is from RefSeq and is a predicted model, not a curated record. Lineage: Eukaryota; Viridiplantae; Streptophyta; Magnoliopsida; Asterales; Asteraceae. The transcript is spliced from 3 exons. Gene Ontology annotation, biological process: regulation of DNA-templated transcription; photomorphogenesis.